CUCACGGGCCCCGUGCCGCCGUGGCUCCUGCGGGGCGACCACCUGUGGAAGGCCUACCUCCACGCGAACGCGCUCUCGGGCCCGCUGCCCGAGGCGUACGGCGCGAACCUCGAGUGGCUGAGCCUCUACUCGAACGCGCUCACGGGGCCGCUGCCGGAAAGCCUCGGCGAGCUUCAGCAUUUGCGCACCUUCGCCGUCUACGAGAAUAAGCUCGACGGCACCGUGCCGGCGUCGCUCGUCAACCUCUCGCGCCUCGAGUACCUCGGGCUCAACGCGAACGGCUUCGCGGGCGGCCUCCCGGGCGGCCCCUACGGCCCCAUGCUGCGGGCGCUCUGGCUCCAGGACAACGACUUUGGCGGCGCCCUGCCCCCGGCCAUCGGGAGCUGCCCGCUCCUGGAGAUUUUGGACGCGCGGAACGGCGGCUUCGACGGCCCGAUCCCGGAGGCCUACGGCCGCCUGGAGCUCCUGCGCGACCUCUUCCUGGACAACAACGCCUUCUCGGGCACGAUCCCCGACGCCGUCGCGCAACUGCCGGCCCUCGUCAUGCUCCACGCGGCGAACGCGGGCCUCGCGGGCCCUCUCCCG
Aureococcus anophagefferens is the source of this 585-nucleotide messenger RNA. RefSeq lists its product as hypothetical. Gene Ontology annotation, molecular function: protein binding. Lineage: Eukaryota; Pelagophyceae; Pelagomonadales; Pelagomonadaceae. The annotation marks the transcript as partial. The record is from RefSeq and is a predicted model, not a curated record. The transcript has a single exon.